UACUUGGGAAAUCAGUUCGUCGCUACACCGCUAGUCGAAAUGCUUGUGUCUCGGUCGUUCUUCUGCAUAAGACAAGUUGUAGAUUGCUUAAAAAACAGUAAAAGACUGAUAAGUAAAUCAUGCACACCAGGGACGGAAAGCGUUUCUCAAUUAAUAUCCUCCCGAAAAGUUAACAGAAAUGUAGAAAUAAAGGGAUGGGUGAAAGCACUAAGAAAACACAAAGACGUUGUCUUCUUCGACGUGGUCGACGGAAGUUCUGCAGCAAAAGUCCAAGUUGUGCAUCCCGCUUCUGCCGCUCAACCAGAAUUGAGCUACGGUUGUUCAGUAAAAGUAACGGGAGAGGUAAUUCCCAGCAGGUCCAAGGGACAGGACGUUGAAAUUCAAGCAGACGACGUUAUCGUCCUGGGUUCAUGCAAUGUGGAGAAGUUUCCGUUUCGCCCAAGAAAAAGUUAUCCCAUCGAGCAUGUGCGGCAGUACUUUCACCUGCGGCCUCGUCUGUCCAAGUAUGCAGCCCUUCUGCGCAUCCGCAAUACAUCUGCAAUGGCAGUUCACUCCGCUUUCCAGGAAUCUGGAUUUUACAAUGUCCACACACCCAUAAUCACUUCGAAUGACUGUGAAGGUGGUGGUGACGUAUUUACGGUUUCACCUCUGAGGCCACUUGGAACCGCUCCAAGGACAACACCAGAUGGCAUGGAAAAGGGAUCAGACAACAGACAUUUCUUUGGAGACCCAGCUUUUCUGACUGUAUCAGCUCAACUUCACUUGGAAGCGUUAGCAAUGUCACUCUCGAAGGUGUACACCUUCAGUCCAACAUUCAGGGCAGAGAACUGCAACACGAGACGUCACCUGUGUGAAUUUCAGAUGGUAGAAGCGGAGGAGGCUUUCAUCGACACAUUGGAGCCCCUACUUCAUAUGACAGAAAAGUUAGUGAAAAGCUCAUACAAGAGCAUUAUCGAUGCCUCUCCAGAAGAUAUCCAUUUGGUUUGCAAGGAUGAGGCACCCAAUUAUGUAGACUCUAUAGCUAAGGCAAUGGACAAGCCGUUUCAUCGGCUAACAUACGACGAAUGUGUGGAUUUUCUGUCAGACCAGGCCAGCACACUUACAUCUCCAAUCAAGUGGGGAGAAGACUUCAAGGCUGAACAUGAGCAGUUUAUUGUCUCCUACUGUGGCAAUCAACCUGUGUUUGUCACCCACUACCCAGCUUCUAUCAAGCCCUUCUACAUGAAACGUGACUCUACUGGAAGAAGGCAUGUUGCAGACUUCCUUUCGGCAACGCGAGGACAGAGUGUUCCUUGGAUGAACAACACACGGGUAGACAGCACAAACACAGCGUGAAACAUCGACUGACGUUUAUUACAAAGACAACACUACCGAGGCUGGCCCCCAUUCUGAUCUGGAGCUCAUUCUCUCUAGGGGUGAGAGUCUUGCUGCUUACAGUGCUAGAUGUCUUACCUUGCCUUAGGCCAGGAUAUGUUUCAGAACAAACACGCUGUACUAGUCUGUGGUUGUUUCCAUGGCCGUAUCGACCAUUGAUGCUCGACUGGCAAUCUAAAGAUGUGUAGUUCAAAUUCCGGCCGUUGUCUCACUUUUUUAUUACUAAUAUUUCAAUUGUUUCCGAAAGACAGGAAACUUAUUCUCACCGCGAAUCCGUCUAUGCCUACUUGGAUACAGGUGAAACAAGACAAGUAGUGCGCAGACAUAUUGUUGACGAAUGGUUCAAAACAAAUCAGUAGGUGCUCAUUAGCCUUGGCUUGUCAACGAAGUACAUCAAGCUGAAAGAAGGAGAGGUUCCAUCUGUAUUUUCACGGAAAUGUAAGGCACACACCUUUACCUCCACUUGGCCUUCCGGAGUACAUCUUAUUCCGGCUGCGGGAAAAAAAAAAGGAGAAGAAGAAACAUAGAUACGAACCCAUCUCUCAUCGGAUAUAUCACCUUCAGACUUCCACGAGAUUUCCGAAUCGAACAUCUUCAGGCGUUCGGAAUUGGCCGUGUUUAUCCCAUUCAACGGGCAGCCGCACAUGGAGCUCGAGAGAUAUUUGACGUCACACGCUCCUCAGAUUCUCCCGCAAUGCUUUGCGGCAGCGGGCACGCUCCAUGGGCGAUCGUGUCGGGUGGGCGACCCAGAGGGCUCGUAAUCGUCAAAAUUAUGCCCAUCCGUACACCGUGCUCACAAAAUAUUGGUGGCACCAUAAUACGUAAGAUUUACACCUUCUUUGGAUCCCUUCUUGCAAUUGACGAAUUUCGCUUCCAUUGUCCUUUAAAGGGAGACUCCGCACCAAAAACGUGUUGAGUGCGACACCAAUCCAUACCGUAAGAUAUUUCAGUGAAUACAAUUUAUCAUCCUGGUGGUGGUGAUGGUGAAAGGGCUCGCCGUUGUCGACCUCACAGAGGUGGGCAACGUCACGACUGACGCCCUGGGGAAUGUGCAUCCUGGGCCGACUCCUGCGGGAACUGUGCCGACAUAUGUGUUAAAGCGUCUAAGGAAAAACAGGAAAACCCACAGACAGCACAACCGUCACCAAGAUUCGAACCCAGGUACCUCCCAGUCUCGACGUGACAUGGCCAGCACGCUAACCACUGAGCCACGCGAGCUGGUCAUCCCCAAGUGGCACAGAUAAUUAGAAAAAGGAAUAUUUUCCGUCGAGUGAUUAGGCGCUCCUAUACGGAAAAGCAGCCCAGCAACACUGGGCUUCAGCUCACCGGUAUUCCUCGUGUACGGCUUACUCUAGGUUUCGCUCUUAGUGCUAGUGAAUACUUUAGAACGAAAUCGAGGAAACAGAUGACUGGUCAUCCAUGUGGCACGAAGAAGUUACAAAGCGCGUGCCUGAAAAACAGGCGGUGGUCCACACCAGAGUACCGGAGUACUUCGAAACUCACGAUCACAAUCAUCUGAUAAGGCGUGAGUUCGGGUCUUGUUACGAACUGACGUGAAGGUCGACAUGGUGUAUCGGUGAGCUCGAUCAUGUCGCAUAUUAGUGCACUCACCGGAUAAUAUCCCACUGAUAAACAGAGCAAACGUGAGCAAAAGAGAGAACAUUCAGAAGUUUUGGUUUCGUUUGAGAUUCCCAGCCCUUUUGGCAACUGAAGAGUUCUCGAUUGCCAAACCAACUUUGUUUCUCAUUUUUGAAGAAUGUAUCAAACUUAUUUACACAGCCGUUAUAAUAGUUUCGGAUUGUCCUGAGUCUCCCUUUAAACGUAAUUUAUUUAACAUAUUGUUCAUCGACUACAAGAAAUACGUAAAUUAUCUAGUCUGAAUUAUUUCCAUAAAGCUAAAGCAACAAUCAAAAGCAAAACCAUACUACUUGUAAUGUAACAGUUCCUGUCUGAACUCUGUCCAGAGCAAUGUAAACAAAGAAAAAAAAAACACCUGUCGGUCAAUGAGGCUUUCGGAGGACUCCGGAAGUGCCAAUUUGGAGAAAUGUGGUUGGUGGAUUCAAAAGAUUCGAUUCACCGUUUUGGGCACUGGGAUUCGGAUUCCCGAAUCUCGAAUCCCUGCCUAGGAUUCGUGGAUUCGAGGAUUCGCAGAUUCGAUUGGCACAUCCCUACUCGUAAGCUAUGGCUUAUGUAU
This is a messenger RNA of Ornithodoros turicata, 3568 nucleotides long. It is a transcript of the gene AsnRS-m, whose product is annotated as asparaginyl-tRNA synthetase-like. Gene Ontology annotation, molecular function: ATP binding; nucleic acid binding; asparagine-tRNA ligase activity. Gene Ontology annotation, cellular component: mitochondrion. Gene Ontology annotation, biological process: asparaginyl-tRNA aminoacylation. The record is from RefSeq and is a predicted model, not a curated record. The coding region runs from base 40 to 1335 and encodes 431 amino acids. NCBI's taxonomy places the organism in Eukaryota, Metazoa, Arthropoda, Arachnida, Ixodida, Argasidae. The transcript is spliced from 11 exons.